Messenger RNA from Dendronephthya gigantea, 6966 nucleotides. Its product is annotated as dedicator of cytokinesis protein 7-like. Lineage: Eukaryota; Metazoa; Cnidaria; Anthozoa; Malacalcyonacea; Nephtheidae. Gene Ontology annotation, molecular function: guanyl-nucleotide exchange factor activity. The transcript is spliced from 48 exons. Bases 61 to 6471 code for a protein of 2136 amino acids. Gene Ontology annotation, biological process: positive regulation of GTPase activity; small GTPase-mediated signal transduction. The record is from RefSeq and is a predicted model, not a curated record.
UUAGAACUGGUGACUAAAAACAGAAGGAGGAAGACCACAAGGAGUGACUAACUUUUCAUCAUGGCGGAACAAAGUGGUGGAGUAGGAAGAAAAAGUCGCGCGUUUGCCGACAAGCUAAACAAGACGUAUUCUGCGGCACAAGCCAGAGAGAUGGCCGCAUCUACGAUCGCAUUUAGCCAUGAAAGAUCGAAUAGUUUCGGUUCUCAAACCAGCAUAAAUAGCAGAGCAAGUCAAGAUACAAUACAGGGGAUGUUUAGCGGCACAAUUUCACAAACAAAGAUCGUGGACCCGCUGGACUUUGAGAAGUACAUAUUGGAAAAUCAACCGUUGGCAGACGAGAAUGAUCCCGUGAGUAAGUUAUUGGAAUUUCCUGAUGACGAUAUAGAAGUGACAACAAUUCAAAGGCAACAUCGUACCGUUCAUCCAAGCACCCCCAAGGACCCCGGAGCUGAUACUGACCCUCUUGUUGUGGAUUGUGUAAAGUUGUAUACCUCUAAUUGGCAUGUUGUCAACAGAAGGUAUCAGUUUCGCAGUAAGGAGGAAGGUAAACCCGACUCAAGAAGAAAGAUCGAUAGAACGGGAAGCUUUUUGGAAAAACUUCCGAAACAUAUUUACGAGAUCGACGAGGAAAAGGCCCGCAAAGAAUUCGAUCUGCCGGAUUCUAGUGAAACUAAAAAGACGUCACCUGCAGAUGAAUUACCAAAAGGGACACUCGCCGCCAGCAUUGUUGAUCUGCAGACGUGCUCUCCGGACGAUCUGCUGCCAGCAGUUUUAGAUCAUAUCCCGAUUGACGAGGUGGAUGGAGGCAAUUCUGACUACAGACAGUACGAGAGGAUAAAUACACUCAUGUCUGUAUGUCCUGAUGAACCGGACGACGCUACUGAAAGACGAAUUCCACCACCUAUUCCUCAAGAACAUUUUGGGCAGAGAAUCCUUGUGAAAUGUUUAGCUUUAAAGUUGGAAUUGGACAUCGAGCCAAUUUUUGCCAGCAUGGCGUUGUAUGAUGGGCGAGUAAAAAAGAAGAUAUCUGAAAAUUUUUAUUUCGAUAUGAACACGGACGAAUAUAAGAAAAUGCUCGGCAAAUACAACCAUAAAAUUGAUAUAUCAACACUCAGCCGUGCCGCAAUCUUCUCCGUGACCUAUCCUUCAACUGAUGUUUUUCUUGUCAUAAAACUCGAGAAAGUCUUUCAGCAAGGCGAUAUUGCUGAACCAUAUAUCAGAGAAACAGACCAAUCAAAGAACAAAGAGAAGCUAACUAGUGCCGCAAAAGAAAACUGUAAACGCCUUGGUAAAUACAGGAUGCCAUUCGCGUGGACGGCUAUUCAUUUGAUUGAUAUCAUCAAUGGCGCAUCCCAUACUGAUCUUGGAACGAUGACCGAGAAAGAUGCUUCGGUGUCGUCAUCUUCUCAAAGAAAGAACAGUCCUCCAGAAUCACCCGCUACUCCAACAUAUCUGAAGAAAGAAAAGACUGAUUCCUUACCUCGGAGAUCAAAUUCUCUGAGUAAUCAACGUCGUUCAGUGUAUGGUGACCUCGAUGAGAGUCCGUCCGAUUUAUCCAUUUUCAGACCCGUUACCUUAACAGUGAAGAGUUUCUUCAAACAGGAAUCGGACAAAUUGAAGGAUGACGAUCUUUUCAAAUUUCUGGCGGAUUUACGACGCCCUUCCUCGUUGCUGAAACGCCUGAAAUGUAUACCAGGAGUUUUGAAGCUAGAUAUUUCUCCCCCUGGUGAAAAACCACCUUACUGCUUGACAUCCGAACUUCAGCAGGUACAUCCUUAUCAAGAUGGACAGGUGCGACCGGUCAAAGAAGCUGAAGAGUUCGUUCCCAAAGAAGUAUAUGUUCCCUACAGCACAUACAAGAAUCUUCUCUUCGUUUAUCCGAUGAACGUGAAUUUUUCAAGUCGAUCAGGAUCUGUGCGUAACAUUGCUGUAAAGGUUCAGUUCCUCUCAGGAGAGAAUCCAAAAACUGCACCACUCGAGUGUUUGUUUGGUAAAUCCAGUUGUGCAUCUUUCUCUAAGGCAGCUUGGACAUCCAUAACAUACCACGACAAAGCGCCAGACUUCAACGAAGAAAUCAAGAUAAAACUUCCGGCUCAUUUGACCGAGCAACACCACUUGUUGUUUACGUUUUAUCACAUCAGCUGCUCCGUGAAAAAAGGUGAUGAUCACAGUCCCACAGAAGUACCAAUAGGUUAUACCUGGUUGCCGAUGUUGAAGGACGGUCAACUAGUUUUGGGUGAAUUCGAUCUCCCAGUGUGUAUGGAACAAUUGCCAAAUAGUUACAGCAUGCUUUCACCAGAGAUAAACCUUCCAAGUCUGAAAUGGGUCGACGGUCACAGAGGUGUUUUCAACGUUGCAGUUCGAGCUAUCUCUUCUGUCCAUUCUCGGGAUGUGUGCAUUCAUCGAUUCCUAAAGAACUGUCAUCAGGUCGAGAACAGACAUCUCCCUGUGUCCCCCAGUCGAUCGAACGAUUGCAACCUCGAGACGGGUCUUAAAAAGAGUGUUUCUGAUUUACGACAAGCUCAACCUGAACCCCUGGUGCGAUUUCUUCCCAUCAUUCUGGAGAAGCUCAUUAUGUUGCUUGUUAGACCUCCUGUUGUCUCCGGUCACGUGGUGAACAUUGGCCAAUCAGCGUUCCAAUCUUUGGCUAAGAUAGUUGAACGAGUUCACGAACUUCUUAAAGAUAAUGUUGACAACCAUGGUCGCAGUAAUUUGUUGUUGUCUUUCGUAACGUAUGUCUUCAAUGCUCCGUUUUCGGUCUCACCUGCGAACUCUUUUGCUGACUUGUACAAAGAUGAACGUCCUAUUAGCAUGCACGUGACACGUGAAGAACUUUUACAAAGCAAGGUCCACAGCAGCAGCAAUCCCUCGUUAAAUGCUCCGUCCGAUUCGCUCUCACCAUCUCGGAGCUUGGGAAAGAGGUAUGAAAGGGAGGACUGGGAGCUGGAACAGAUCAGUAAGGUCCCAGGGAACAGGAGUAGUAUGGCGGAAGCUAAAGCAGGUCAUAUGAGACUGCCUAUUUCACCUGCACAUAAAAAGCUUGUUCACGAAGAGAUCGCCUUACAAUGGGCUGUUGCUACUGGUGAAAUAAGACACAUGACUCUUGCACAUGCAUGGUUUUUCUUCGAGUUGAUGGUGAAAAGUAUGGCCCAGUAUCUGGACAAUAUUGACAAGUUCUACUAUCCAAGAAGCUCUCGCUUUCCAGAACAGUUUAUGGAUGACGUCAGAGCGCUAGUGGGCAUGGCAACGUCAGAAAUUAUCGAGCAAUUUAGCCAGGAUGCCUCCUUGGCUAAAGAUUUAAAUUCCUAUUUGUCCUUCUUCUUCUACGAUAUCUUGUCUCUGAUGGACCGUGGUUAUGUUUUAAAACUCUUCAUGCAUUAUUAUACUGAGAUAAUGUCAGCGACGGUACAAAAACCAGGACUAGCUGAGCUUCGUCUUAAUUCUUUACGUAUUGUUUGUAGCCACGAGCAUUACGUCACCUUAAAUCUUCCCUUCAAAAUGCCAUUAUUCCCAUCACCUCAAAUCUCGCCUUCCCCAUCCAUGGCAUCUAUCGAGUCCAGUGCGUCUUCGAUGAUGACGUCUUCAAUGCCGCCCAGUAUGGCCGAGCUCUCGGUCAGUUUCCGCCGGCAGCAUUACUUGUCUGGAUUACUGUUGUCUGAACUGUCGCUGGCAUUGGAUGGAAGUGACACGGCUAUACAAGACCAAGCAAUCGACUGUAUUACAGACUUAAUACAGUGCCACGAUUCGGACACAAGAUAUGAUGAACCAUCGUGCAGGGCAAGGGUAGCUUCGCUUUAUCUUCCUCUCCUGGGAGUAGUCACCGAGAACUUUUCCUUGCUUCACGGUGCUCCCAUUGACGACGACCAUGGUGGAUUAAAUAUUUCUGUUGCAAAUGCAAUAGCUACCUCGUCCCUCACGUCACGAUGGGUACCAAACAACGAUGAUAUUGGCAGGGAUUAUUCGGCUCAGAAAUCUCAAGCGCCUAGUCUGACUCCAGAUUCCACGCGUCGUCUGUUAUUGUGCUUCCUUUGGGUGAUCAAGAACGAGGAUUCCAACGUUUUAAAAGAAUGGUGGGCAAGGCAACCUUCAUCGACAAUAUGCAGAUUACUGGACGUUUUAGAUUUAUGUACAACAAUAUUCAAAUAUAAUGAGAUACAAACAUCGGAAACAAAAGCAACAGCAGUUCCUUCCAAGCCAGACAGUUCAUCAGCAAAAGCUAAACUGGAAGAAGCUAUUCUCGCGAAAGGAGCUGCACGGGAGAUGAUGGCUCGUCAUAGAGAAAGCAGAUUUUUAGUAGACAAAGUCAGUGGUAUUUCUGCAACGGGCGAGGCCAAAUUACGUUGGCAAAAAGAUAAGACUCAAUACAAACAAGCCAAGCAGCAGGAAAGGCAUGAUCCCGAUAUAGAACUGAAGACGAAAUUCUUUGGCUGUAUGUCUGGAGAAAUCGCCAUGAUUAUUUUAGACACCUUGGAAAAUAUAGUCGAGACUUCAAUCUCAUCAGAUCAUUCUCAUACUAUCCUAAGUGGUGUUCUGAAGGUAUUGCUCCAUUGUUUGAACUGUUACCAAAGCGAACGUGUAUUACAGAGCAUGUUCCCAACACAGCGUUCAAUUGUCGCCAAGUAUCCUGAACUGUUGUUUGAAGAUGACACGGAGUUGAUAGCAGACUUGUGUUCUCGUUUGCUUCAUCACUGCAGUUCUUCACAGGCCAGCAUACGAACUCAAGCAAGUGCUUCAUUGUAUUUACUUAUGAGACAGAAUUACCAAAUCGGAAAUAACUUCUCCCGUGUAAAAAUGCAAGUGACUUUGUCGUUGUCGUCUCUUGUUGGAACCCCUCAGUAUGUGAAUGGUGACCAUCUUAAACGAUCAUUGAAGACUGUCAUAACCUACGCUGAAACUGACCAUGAACUGAAGAACACCAAUUUCCCGGAGCAGGUUCGUGAAUUGGUGUUUAAUCUGCACAUGAUUUUAACAAACACGGUGAAAAUGCACGAGUUCAAUGAGGACCCGGAAAUGUUGAUUGACCUCAUGUACAGAAUUGCUAAAGGGUAUCAAAAUUCACCUGAUUUGCGAUUGACUUGGCUUCAGAAUAUGGCUGCCCAGCACACGAAGCUGAGCAACCACUUGGAGGCAGCCAUGUGUGUGAUACAUGCAGCUGCGUUGGUCGCAGAAUAUUUAUAUCUGGUGGAGGACCAACCCCAUCUUCCCAUUGGCUGUGUCAGCUUUGAAAAGAUUUCUCCAAAUGUUCUUGAAGAAAGUGCAAUAUCCGAUGAUAUAGUAGCUCCUGAUCAAGAAGGUAUCUGUACAGGAAAGUACUUCUCAGAGAAUGGUCUUCUUGGUCUCCUCGAGCAAGCUGCUGCCGGCUUUAGCUUGGCUCACACGUACGAAUGCGUUAAUGAAGUCUACAAAAUUUCCCUUCCAAUUUACGAAGUAGCUCGGAAUUUUAAAAAGUUAUAUGAACUACAUGGGAAGUUGUCCAGUGCUUUUGACAAUAUUAUUAAGAAUGAAGGGAAAAGAAUGAUGGGAACGUAUUUUCGAGUCGGAUUCUUUGGUGAAAAGUUUGGUGAUUUAGACGGUGAAGAAUUUAUUUACAAAGAGCCAGCAAUUACUAAAUUGCCCGAAAUUUCCCUUCGAUUACAGAGUUUUUACAAGGAUCGUUUCGGUGAAGAUGCUGUUGAAGUGAUCAAGGACUCCAACGCCGUUGACACUUCAAAACUUGAUCCCGAGAAAGCUUAUAUACAGCUUACAUAUGUGGAGCCUUACUUCGCUGAAUAUGAAAUGAAGGAUCGUAGGACAUACUUCGACAAGAAUUAUAACAUACGACGGUUUGUUUUUGCGACACCUUUCACACCCAGCGGCCAAGCUCACGCCGACAGUUUGGUGAAUCAGUAUAAACGUAAAACAAUCCUAACUGUCUCUCAUGCUUUUCCCUAUUUGAAGACGAGAGUAAAUGUCAUAGACAAGGAGGAGAUCACGCUGACACCCAUUCAAGUAGCAAUUGAGGAUAUUCAAAAAAAGAUCAAAGAAUUAAAAGCUGCUGUUUUACAAGAACCUCCCGAUAAGAAAAUCCUUCAAAUGGUUCUACAAGGCUGUGUUGGAACUGCUGUUAACCAGGGCCCACUGGCGAUGGCUUUAGCUUUCUUGUCAGAUUUCAAUGAGGAUAAUAAUAAAAAAAGUGAUGAGAAAUCUUUGAAUAUAAGCCGGGAUCAUCAUAAGUUACGUCUGUGCUUCAAAGCAUUUGUCAAAUGCUGCGGGGAAGCGCUGAAAAAGAACAAAGAAUUGAUAACAGAGGAACAAAAAGAAUAUCAGAAAGAACUGCGGAAGAAUUAUAAAGCUUUGCAGGAACAACUUAAUCCUUUGUUGAAAAAUAGAUUUGGAACUUUGCGUGGCUCCGUGGGAAUGAGAAAAAAGGAAUCAUUAGCUUUGCGGAAGUUAUCAAUGGGGCUCUCAGUACCAGGUAUUUCAAAGGCGUAAGCAAGGGUUUGCACAACCAGCCGCAGAGUGUGCGUAAAACCGCAAUUUAUUCACUUGUUUUUCAUACCUCGAUGAAAUAUCUGAUUAUAUCGCAUGUGAAAAUAGUUAUCUUAUUUCGAUCUGCUCUGAUGAAAAAUGGGAAAUGGGAUCAGAGUAACUGUAACAGAGGAAAAAAGAACUCGUGGUUCCCAUGCAGAUAUAGGAACUUGGACAGUUCGUAUAUAGCCUGAGGGACUAUACUUAUAGUUACUUGCAAUCUAAGCAUUGUGUUCUGAGGUUGGAAAGAUAAAAUCAAUUCCUUUUUUUGGCAACACCUUGCUCAGGCAAUUAACUCACAGAAUCACAAAUCCACGUGACAAAGUUCGUGACUCCGAAAGCCAUUGUGAGAAAAAAUAAAUAAAAUACAUUAUAGAUUUUUAUGCUGUAAAUAAAUUUCCCGUUGAAUGGAUCAAAUUGCUUUUUUAAUACAGAAGGAUUGGGGUUUAAAUUGCGUGC